AUGACCUCCGAGGGCGGGCCGCCGCCGGCCCCGCUCCGCCGCGCCCGCAGCCCGGGCCCCGGCGCGCUCCAGGCCGCCCUGAUGAGCCCGCCGCCCGCCGCCGCCGCGGCCGCCGCCGCCCUGGAGGCCGCCUCGUCUUCGUCGUCGUCCGCCUCCUCCUCCGGCGCGGCCGGCGCGGCCCCGAACGCCUGCAAGAGCGCGGGCGGCGGCGGGGGCGCGGGCGGCAGCGGCGCGGGCGCCAAGAAGGCGAGCUCGGGGCUGCGGCGGCCCGAGAAGCCGCCCUACUCGUACAUCGCGCUCAUCGUCAUGGCCAUCCAGAGCUCGCCCGCCAAGCGCCUGACGCUCAGCGAGAUCUACCAGUUCCUGCAGGCGCGCUUCCCCUUCUUCCGCGGCGCCUACCAGGGCUGGAAGAACUCCGUGCGCCACAACCUCUCGCUCAAUGAGUGCUUCAUCAAGCUGCCCAAGGGCCUCGGGCGGCCGGGCAAGGGCCACUACUGGACCAUCGACCCGGCCAGCGAGUUCAUGUUCGAGGAGGGCUCGUUCCGCCGCCGGCCGCGCGGCUUCAGGCGGAAGUGCCAGGCGCUCAAGCCCAUGUACCACCGCGUGGUGAGCGGCCUGGGCUUCGGGGCCUCGCUGCUGCCGCAGGGCUUCGACUUCCAGGCGCCCCCAUCGGCGCCGCUCGGCUGCCACGGGCAGGGCGGCUACGGCGGCCUCGACAUGAUGCCCGCGGGCUACGACGCGGGCGCCGGCGCCCCGGGCCACGCGCACCCGCAUCACCACCACCACCACCACGUCCCGCACAUGUCGCCCAACCCGGGCUCCACCUACAUGGCCAGCUGCCCGGUGCCCGCCGGGCCGGGGGGCGUCGGCGCGGCCGGGGGCGGCGGCGGCGGCGGCGGCGGCGGGGACUACGGCCCGGACAGCAGCAGCAGCCCCGUGCCCUCGUCCCCGGCCGUGGCGAGCGCCAUCGAGUGCCACUCGCCCUACACCAGCCCCGCGGCGCACUGGAGCUCGCCCGGCGCCUCGCCUUACCUCAAGCAGCCGCCCGCCCUGACGCCGGGCGGCACCCCCGCGGCCCCGGCCGGCCUGCACACCAGCAUGUCCACCUACUCGCUGGAGCAGAGCUACCUGCACCAGAACGCCCGCGAGGACCUCCCAGUGGGGCUGCCCCGAUACCAGCACCACUCCACGCCCGUGUGCGACAGGAAGGACUUCGUCCUCAGCUUCAACAGCGUCUCCUCCUUCCACCCCUCGGCCAGCGGCCCCUACUACCAUCACCACCACCACCAGAGCGUCUGCCAGGACAUUAAGCCCUGUGUCAUGUGAGCGGAGGGAGGGGCCGGGCCAGGCCCUGUCGCCCCUGGGGCGAGGCUGAGGUGGACUCCCAGAGCAGCGUGGCUGCACGUAGCACAUCGCUCACUUAGCCAGAGUCCCCAGGCCAGGCAGGCAUCCUGCACUGAUGUUUGUCUGCCGUUGGCAGAAGGACAGCCCCAAGGUAAUGCCCCGAAUUCGUGCAGGCUCCCAGAGAAGGGAGAACUGCGCUCCUCGGCCGAGAUGGUGAGGACUCACCAUGCGGAAAACACAAGCAUGGAACUCUGGGGGUUCCCUUGCCUUCAGUAAUCAGGGUCUGAAACACGCAGAGGGGCUGUGUGUGUGUGUUUCUUUGUCUAUGGAAAAUGUGUGUGCUUUUCUGAAAGGCAGUGCCGAGCACAGGAUUUCAAGAAAGCCUCACCUUGUUGCCUGGCUCAGUGGGAGAGCUGUGUUUUACCAAACGCUACCUUUGGAUACAGGUGCCAAAGAACAUGAUCAAGGAAGUAUUUAGCAACAACGUGUCUAGUUUAAGAACGUGGUCUUCAGUAUUGUGACAAUACAACGUUUUUUACAAGGUUGUUUUCUACCAUCAUAGUUUAAAGAUAUUUUUAUGACCUUCGUGUAUACUCACACUUUGCUUGUAUUUUAAAAGGAGGAUAUAUUUGCACUUACGUAUACUUUUACAGUUUGCCAAACUAUUUUGAUGUAAAAUUUUUUCAAUAAAA
Molecule: messenger RNA, 2036 nt
Organism: Globicephala melas (long-finned pilot whale)
Lineage: Eukaryota; Metazoa; Chordata; Mammalia; Artiodactyla; Delphinidae
Gene: FOXF2
Product: forkhead box F2
Biological process (GO): animal organ morphogenesis; regulation of transcription by RNA polymerase II
Cellular component (GO): nucleus
Molecular function (GO): RNA polymerase II cis-regulatory region sequence-specific DNA binding; DNA-binding transcription factor activity, RNA polymerase II-specific
Source: RefSeq, a predicted model, not a curated record